AUGGCGACGAAGCAUUCUGUUGCGCAGCUGUCGCGUACAGCAGCUGGAGCUUCUAGACCAUCUGGUGCAUCCCCCGGUCUCUGGAUUCCGCGAAGUAGCGCUUUGCAAACGAGGUCUUUCGCGACACCUGUCCCGCCCGUGACCCAGAAUGCGACCGGGUCAAAGGGUCCUACAGCUAUGGUAUUCAUGAACAUGGGCGGUCCUUCGACAACAGACGAGGUCGGGAGCUUCUUGAGCCGUCUCUUCGCGGACGCCGAUCUGAUACCCUUGGGACGGUUACAAAACUAUAUCGGGCCUUACAUUGCGAGCCGCAGGACACCCAAGAUCCAGAAACAGUACGCAGAAAUUGGAGGUGGUUCGCCCAUUCGCAAGUGGUCGGAAUACCAGAGCUCCGAGAUGUGCAAGAUCCUCAACCGUAUAUCACCCGAAACCGCCCCUCACAAACCAUACGUCGCCUUCCGCUAUGCCGACCCCUUAACCGAGGAGAUGUACACCAGGUUGCUGGAAGAUGGCUUUGGCAACGGGAAGGGUGGCAGAGCAGUCGCCUUUACCCAGUAUCCGCAAUACUCCUGUUCAACGACCGGAAGCAGUCUCAAUGAGCUGUGGAAGUGGCGACAAAGACUAGAAGGAAAGGCCGAGUCUGGCACCAUCCAAUGGGGUGUCAUUGACCGGUGGCCGGUCAAUCCAGGCUUGGUGGAGACUUUUGCAAGCAACAUCGAGAAGACAUUGGCAACGUAUCCGGAAGAACGCCGUAGCCAAGCGGUGCUGCUGUUCUCGGCACAUAGCUUGCCCAUGUCUGUGGUCAAUAGGGGUGAUCCUUAUCCCGCAGAAGUUGCGGCGACGGUGUAUGCGGUCAUGCAGCGGCUGAAGUUCUCCAACCCUUACAGGUUAUGCUGGCAAUCACAGGUUGGCCCUCAGCCGUGGCUGGGUCCUCAAACCCAGUCAUCGGUAGAGGAAUACAUCAAGAAGGGGCAGAAGGACCUUGUCCUGAUCCCCAUUGCGUUUACUUCCGAUCACAUCGAAACACUCUUCGAGCUCGACAAGGAAGUAAUAGGGGAGUCUGGUCACGCCGACACGGUGAAGCGGGUAGAGAGUCUGAAUGGCAACCCGAUCUUCAUCGAUGCUCUUGCAAACCUUGCAAAAACCCAUCUGGACGGCGGCGUUGCGUGCUCAUAUCAGAUGGGGCUCAGAUGCCCUGGAUGCAAGAGCGAACGUUGCGCCGAGUCGAAGAAGUUCUUUGCUGGGCCGGAGAAUGCGUUCGCUGUGUAA
This is a messenger RNA of Anthostomella pinea, 1269 nucleotides long. The record is from the annotation of a GenBank genome assembly. Lineage: Eukaryota; Fungi; Ascomycota; Sordariomycetes; Xylariales; Xylariaceae.